Messenger RNA from Cladocopium goreaui, 2268 nucleotides. Lineage: Eukaryota; Dinophyceae; Suessiales; Symbiodiniaceae. The record is from the annotation of a GenBank genome assembly.
AACUUCAUGCUCGAGACCUCGUCUGUCCUUGGUGUCCUGGUGCAGGGCUUGCGGUCCAAUCUUUCGGGUCUUGCUUGUCCCUUUUAUUGCACUGGUCACUCUGUUUCCUUGGCCCUCUCGUUCUUCCUUUUGGGCUUUCUUUGUGGUUGUGGUUUGUGUGCUUGGCUCCUGCUCCGGUUUGACAUUGUCCCGUUGCAUUCCUCCACACUUCAUCCUGCCGCAUCAGCCCCAUCUGUGCCCCGCGUGGUCAACCCUCGUGCUGCUCUUCUGGGCUACUUGCAUGUCUCCUUGGGUAUUGUGGGUGACUUUGUCCAAUACCCGUCGGCCUAUCAGCCACGUGCUCGGUCUCCUGACCCCUUCCACUGGAUCUUUCGAGGAAAUAACCAAUGGCGUCAGUUGCUUCAGGAAGAGGAGGGAUUGAGCUUGGAAGCUUUGGUCACUGCCGAUGGCGUUGCAGCAUGCUCAUGGAAGAUGGUACCAGGUCCAGCAGGCAUGGAUUUGGCAGUUUUGGUCGUCGCCAACUUGCGGCAUGCCGAGGGUCCAGAAGACAUCGCAAUGGCUUUCGACCUGGACUCACCUUUUUCAUUUCCCUCUCCAAGAGGGCUUCUCGCUCGGUACUGCCAGGGGCCCGGAGGAGGAGCAGUCAAAUGCAGAUCCAUCCCCCACCGGCAUUCCGAGAGGAGCCAGACCUGCCAGGAGAUCAAAGCCGUCAGCAAACACCGGAGGUAUGCCUUCUGGAGGAGGAGGUCAGCCAAAGCCAAAGAGGGUGACCACUGCCUGGCAGCUUCAAUGGACCAGCUUCUGACUCGAUCUUGUACCGGCUUUGACUUCCCAGCUGCAGACCUUGAUCCAGCGCCAAGAUGCUUUGGAAACAAGGAUGACCGCCCGACUUGGGCGGGAGCUUUGGGCCUCACCCAGCCUCUCUCUUCCUCUUUGACUUCUCGCCCAGUUCAACCCGCUGCCGUGGCUCAGAUGGUGGAGAAGCUCCGCCCCAAUGAUGGAUCUGGAUUUUCGGCCUUUGGAUUUACAGGCCUUGGAGGGGGAGAAGAUGCCGGACCAGAUGGACGGCAACUCAGACCUGGCGAAAGCUAUGUUGGUUCAGUCCCAAGCGUUGACAGCCCUGGUAGGGCAGAUUGCCCAAUCCAGUCAAGACCCAAUCGCCGACCUCAGCUCUGGGAGCUCAGCAGCCAGCACUCGGGGGUCAGUGGGCCGUGCCCGUCUCCAGGCAGAACUUGCAUCUCACUCUGGAAGCUUCUAUUUGAGUGUGCUUCGAGCAAUUUCCAGGAGAAUGCAGCCUACAGUGGCUUCCUCAGGGACGCCUGCAGAGAUUUUGUCCCUACCCGAUACAUGGAGUUGGACCUGAUUGCCUCGAAGUGGCAGGAGAUGGUCUCAGGUGGGUCAUGCGUUCUCGAAUUGACUUUGCGUGGCACUUGCGUCGUUCGAUUCUGGUUCCCAUGCCACAGUCUUCCGGACUGUCCGCUGCUGUUUUGCCUUUGCCUCUUCUCUCCUCAUCUUCUUGGUGUUGGAAGUCGCAUGUUGGUCUCUCCAAGAGGAGGCUGUUCAAUCUUGGUCGUGCCAGAGUGCUGCAUGCUUGCGUUGGACUUGCUGUUCCUUGGCCGUUACCCUGCCUUGGAGGAACUAAGCAGGUCGCUGGAUGCCUCUCGGCUUCGGCUUGUCGGUGAGGGCGCUUGGGACAUGCAGAAGUUCAUUGUAGGGGCUCUUUCGACCCAGCUGAAGGUACUCGUAGCCCGUUUUAGGGAGCGUUUGGUGGCCCCGGUCGAGCCCUGCCUCUUCAAGCAAGUUCUGAUGCGAGCAGAAGGCAAAUUCAACACCCAAAUGGUCACCCUGGAAGAGGGAAGCAAAUCCAGCGAAGAGGCAGUCAGUCCGAACGGCAGAAGGAAAGCGGUUGGUGCACCACGGGCAAUGCGCCUUGCUCUGUCAGUCCCGCAUCACCUCUGCUGUGCUUUGGCUUUGUUGACAUUUGCGGAGGUGUUGGUGCUGUGUCGUCCGCUGCUGUCUGUGCUGGCGUUGCCGUUGUUUCGGAUGUUCUCACUCCGUGCCCCGCGCAGUCGUUUUGUCUCCCUGUUGGACCCAUCGGUUGCCAGAGGAGUCCUUGCCAAGGGUCGCUCCACUUCCUGUAUGCUACAGCCCUUGCUUAAGCGUGCUGCCGUCCUCCAGGACUUCCCCGGCGCGUUUGAUUUUGGUAGGGGCGUGUUUGGCAUGGAGCCUCUGUCUGCUGCCGAGAAGCGCCGUGCUCAGCUGAGGUCA